AUGACGUUCGAAUUGACCGGAAUGUUCGCUCCACAGCCAAUUACACCUCAGCACCCAAAUCUGUGGGCCAACAUCGCAGCUCAACAGCAGUUUGGAACCGGUGAGCAACUUGAGCUGUCAGGAAAGCAAAAACUUUCAAAAUUCAAAGGAAUUGAAGCCGGUUUGCCGCUCGCUUGUCACAAAGAAAAAUAAAGAUUGAAGAAAUGUCUAGGACCCUUGGAACGCGGUUCAGGAAACGUUCUAUAAUGUCAUCUCGAUGUGAAAAAAGUCACAUGAUAAAUUAAUAAAAAUCGGAAAAUGGCAUAUGUAAAUUAAGAAGAAAAAAUUUGGUCGUGAACUUCGUCCGGAUUAGAGUUGUAUAACCGCACAUCAAAGGCACUAGUUCAAAUUUGUAUAAAAGAUCUUUUUUUUCCAAGUAAGAAAUGUUGUAACUAGGCAAGUCCAUUAACGGCAGAUUCGGACGCGUUGACUGACGUAGACUAAAACAUAGAAAAUCUUGGAAAUCUUUUAUCUAAAAUUGUUCACGUAUCUCAAUGUAUUAUACUCUGAUUGUAGACAGACAUACCAUUGUUAAUAAUGAACUUUUCAAUUUAAAUACUUUUGUGAGGCUAUCAAAGAACUGACAUUUUUAAUGUAUAACAUAAAACUGUCUACCCGUCAAUUCGAAGCGCACUCAUAAGCCUUCUUUGUUUUUUAAGGUCCUCUGAACAAUCUGGGAAUCUUGGGCAACGGCACAUUCAACAAUCACGGGAACGUGCUCGCUCAACAGCAGAUGAUGCCGCCUGCGCCGCUCGAAGCGCCCAAAGCCGAAACAAUCCAGGGAUUUGGAAUCCUGACCUGGCUAUCCGCCAAGGCCGGACUCAUCACCUGCAAAGACAAGAUGGUCAUAUCUUUCCAGUUGAAAGACUUCUGCGAUCAGGUUUUGGACCGUGCUGCGCAUGGCUUUUCAGUAUGAGCUUUUUGCAGAUGCUCAACGAUCUGACCAAUGUUCUUGAGAGUCGGUUUCACCUUGUCUUUCCACGCAGCUUUGAACGAAACUAACGAGUACACAGCGACGCUAGUCCAGCCCAUCUAUGGACCGGUAGCUUUUCCUUAAAGAACGAGAAUUUAUAUUUUGUCGAGUUUCAGGAAGCCGAAGUUCUGUUCGCGAACGCACCAGAAGUCGACUUGGAGAAGGCGAUGCCAACACCGCAAAACGCGAAAGACGCUUACUCGCCAACUCUCGAAGCGCGUGCCAUUCCUGCACUUUUGGCCAUUUUUCAGAGGCACGGACUUCAGCAGAUCCAACUGAGCAGGUAGCCUGUUUUUCAUGCGGGCUCAAGACAUCGCAAGUCCCGGUUACAGUCUCCACUCGCAAAUGUCCAACUGCGGCGACGAUGAGUUGUUCCGCUACGUCGGCACUUCGUCUCUGAAACGUCGGCAGUUCGUCGAGCGUCGCACCCACAUCUUCCGCCUUCAAAACGACGACACCAUCAUUUUGCAGGUGCGCAACGAUUUGAAUUGACUUUUUCUAAUUUUGAGAGCAUGCCAAAAGUAAUGCAUGGGAGAUAAAUGUUUAUCAAAUUAGAAAAUCGUUAUAGUCAAGAUUAAAUUCAGAACCCUGCGACGUAUUUGUGCGUUUUCCGCUUGGCAUCCUAUCUUCUUCGUCGGGGUGGAGCCACCGCCAUUCAGUCUCUCUACGACUAUUACAUCAACGGAGAUAUUCAGCAAGAAAUUCGUGACCAAAUCGGCGAAGGUGUGUAUCGACUCACAAUCGACCAAUGGAAUGAAAUAGAAUUGAGUGUCUGAAUGUAAUGCUUCGAAAAGAGGGCCUCUACAAAAAGGACACCUGUGCUGUAGGAGGAUGUUUUCAAUUAUAUUCCAAAAAAAUGAGACUGGAAAUACUGUUAACAAAUUGAUAAUUGGAUGUUGACGUCUCACUUUUCAAAUAUGAGCGCGACUCAGAUAGAAUCAGUAGUAGCUUGAUUUUUACAAGCCCAAAAUAAGGAAGAGGAAAUCGAAAAUAUUCCAAGGGGUAGCAAUUUUCGAUCCUAAGUAUUAGGAUUAAUCUUCGAUCAGUUUUUUGAAGAACUACUGUUAUAAAGUCAAGAGAAAGAAAAAGAAAAAUUUAUUAUCACUGAACAUUAAGGGUAUGCGAUGAGAGAUAAAGUUUUCCCGUACCUCUAUCUGAAUUAUUUGUUAAAACGAAUAUUUCAGGACGUCAAGACUUUUUGAACAUUAUAAACUCGCACAACUGGGUCUUCGCCCUGUUCCCCAAUCGCACUUAUGUGUCGGUUCGUCGCAAUCUUCCACGCUACGACUAUCCUGGGUUUGUGAAACAGGUCAGUCGAUGAAACUUUGUAUCUGUCCAAUUGGCUAAUUUUGCAGCACUUCCCGGAGCUGGACGUCCUCCGUCCAAACGCCCAACGCAAUUAUGGAGCACCAAGAUCCAUUACGCGGACUCUGUCGGCCCACCAGCCGAUGGUUGGCUUCCAGAACGUCUCGUCUGUGAACAACGCUCGUUCUGCCGGUGGUCCUCUUCUUUCGAACAAUCGGCCGGCUUCGCUCUGGGACUCGCAGUCUUCUAUUUCUCAGGUUUUUCAAACUUCCCCAUCCAUCUCUAAUUGCAAUAUUUUUUCAGAUAUCAUCGAGCGCUACCAACGAUCAUUGGAGUCCUUUGUACUCGCCUACCACCUGGUCGAACCGUGGCAGCAACGGCGUUUCUUCGGUCGGCAUCGGCGGAGACCUUUUGGGUGGCGGUGGAAUUGGAAACGGAUCCAUCAAUUCUCUUCUUGGUCUGCAAAAUAAGGUUCGUGAGAUCGCAUAUAAUGACAAAUUCGAGAGGUCAAAAUGAAGAAUAGACAUAAAACGAAAGUUUUUUCUAACAGUUUAUCAAUUGUGUGAGAGGAUAGUUUAGCCACCGAAGGCUUUUUUUUCAACAAUUCGAAAAAAAGCAGAAAAAAUAUUUUUAUUGAAAAACCGACAAUCUUUGCAGCAAAUGGUCUCUCGCGCCAUCCAGACGGAGUCUGCAGAGAACGGCUUCGGACGUGGCGGCUGCACUUGCGGGUGCGUCUGCGGCCGCGCUGCUGGAGCUGGCGUCAUCGGCGGAGGCCUUCGUGGCUCUUCGUCGCGAGCUUCUGGAGGCUCCGCGAGUCCUCCGAGUGUCGACAGCAGCAGCCCAACCAACUACGAGCGCUUCUCUCCUUCGACAGGUUUGAAGUCGUCCCCUGCUGUGGCCAUAAUCUCGUCUAUUCGAGGUAUCUUUGAAGGGAUCGGAUCGAUCGGCGACCGUCUCAAUACUCACCUGGUCGCUCCGGAAGUCUCUUCGGCGCCUUCUUCGACUUCUCAGUCGUCUGCUGCGUCUGCUGGCUCUUCUGGAAUCCGCUAUUACGAUCCAUUUGGCACUGCCGAUUUGCUCACUGGCUCUCGUCUGAGCUCUCUCCGUAUCAAUUAA
Molecule: messenger RNA, 3433 nt
Organism: Caenorhabditis auriculariae
Lineage: Eukaryota; Metazoa; Nematoda; Chromadorea; Rhabditida; Rhabditidae
Source: the annotation of a GenBank genome assembly